Colletotrichum truncatum is the source of this 651-nucleotide messenger RNA. RefSeq names its product secretory component protein. The record is from RefSeq and is a predicted model, not a curated record. Lineage: Eukaryota; Fungi; Ascomycota; Sordariomycetes; Glomerellales; Glomerellaceae. Gene Ontology annotation, biological process: endoplasmic reticulum to Golgi vesicle-mediated transport. Gene Ontology annotation, cellular component: endoplasmic reticulum membrane.
AUGGCCGGCUGGGUGGAUUGGUCCAAGAACACCCAAUCCAAAAACUAUCGUGGUUCAAACUCGUUUGCGACGUUCAUGAUCAUCGGCCCCACCUGCUUCUUCCUCGGCAUUCUCUUCGCAAGCUUCCCUUACGACUUCCCCCUCCUCUGGACCUCCGCGCCGGUUCCCGAGUCCUUCUACUCCCACCUCGAAACCCACCUGAAGUUUAUGCACCAGUCCCCGCCGCUGAUCGGCCGCCUUCUCAACAUCAUCGUCUUCACCGGUUUCCUUGGCUUCUUCAUCAAGCUCUUCCGCCCCUCGGAGGCCAAUGUCCUCUUCGAUGGCGCCUCAUUGGUUUUGUAUCUGAUCGGCGUGGGUGUCUAUAUCACCAACAUCGUCAAGGGAUUGCGCUCUGUAAGCGCCGGCAUCUGGGACGACCCCAACUGGCAGGAAAACACCAACGCUGGCGGCGAGAAUGGCGAGAUCAUCCUGGGUAAGGAGGACUCUCUGAAGGUCCUGGCGGCCAGCAACACCAUCCUCGCGCUGGUGCUCGUCGGUGUUCUCGUGCUGCAAGCGGGACAAUGGUAUGCUGAGCGCAAGGACCGCGAGGACUUUGACAAGCUCGAGGAGGAGUCUAAGAAGAGCUCUACGGCGUCGAAGAAGAAGCAGUAA